GAAUGUAGAAGUUCUAACCAUUGAAGAUUGUGAGGAGCUAACGCCUUUGUGGUCAAAUGAUGUGGGAUUACUACAACCCCUCCCCUGUCUUCGUGAUAUGAAUGUUCACAAUUGUCAAAAACUAGUAUCUUUGGUGGCAGAAGAAGUGAAAGAGCAGCCACAACAGGGUAUGUCAUCCACACGCAAUGGCAUGGAAUCUUUACCCAAGGCAGUGGUGUACAACAACACGUGUCUUGAGCAUAUUUUUAUUUAUGGAUGUGAUUUGCUGACGCACAUAGCAGUAGGACGGCUACCUCCAACUCUAGAGAAGCUAACAGUAUAUAAUUGCAAGAAUAUGCAGAUUUUGCUGGACGGGGAUGAUACUAUCAAUUGUAAUAGUAGCAAUUCUCUUCUUGAGUACUUUGGUAUUUGUAAUUGUUCAUCCCUCAAAUCCUUAACAUCCAGCGGAGAAUUACCUGCAACACUUACAAGCCUUGAAAUGUGGGAUUGUAAAAUGCUAGAGUCAGUGGCGAAAAGCUUCCCUUUCAACUCGUCUUUGGAAACAAUUAAUAUUCAGCGGUGUGAAAACCUUAAAUCCUUACCCACGGGCAUACACAACCUUAGCCAUCUACAUCAUAUUUCUAUUUACAGUUGCUCAACUCUUGUUUCCUUCCCGGACGGUGGGUUACUCCCUCGCAACCUUAGAGAGCUGUGGGUUCUCGAUUGUGAGAAAAUGCAAGCCCUACCCAACCGCAUACACAACAUCACAUCUCUUCAAGAAUUGAGUAUAAGGAAAUGUCCAGGCAUUGUAUCCUUUCCAAAAGAAGGUUUUCCCACCAACCUAACAUCACUUACAAUCAGAGAUUGCAACAUCAUUGAGUCGUUGCUUGAGUGGGGAUUGCACAAGCUUACCUCUCCUCAACGUCUUGAGAUUGAUGGUGGAUGUCCGCAUCUGGUAUCCUUUCCAGAGAUGAUGUUGCCUGCCUCUCUAACCUGCCUCUACAUCAGAAACUUUCAUAAUUUGAAAUACUUAUCUUCCAAAGGCUUUCGAUACCUCUCCUCUUUUAAAACUCUGAAAAUUGGUUGGUGCGAAAAGCUGAUGUCCUUUCCAGAUGACGGUCUGCCUCCCUCACUCUUGGAUCUUCGCAUCGUUUGCUGUGAAAAGCUCACAUCCUUUACAGAGGAUGGUCUGCCUCCCUCACUCCAGCAACUUCAUAUUGCAAACUAUCCUCUGCUAAAAGAACGCUGCAAGAAAGAUCAAGGACGAGCAUGGAUCAAGAUAGCCCACAUCCAUUGCGUUAAAAUUGAUGGCAAGUUCAUCUAUGACCCAGAACCAGCAGAGGAGAAUCAGCCCAUGGAUCAAAUCUCCCUAGAGUUUGUGUUUGGUCUUCAGUAAGACAACUCUUUUGGUUGUGGCUCUUCUUUGAUUUCCAAUGCAUUCUGGCUCUCCAUCCCAGAAUGGGAGGCUCCUUUGACUGUCUUUUGAAUGUUGCUGUUGGAAAACCCUCUUGCUGCUGUUAUGUUGGUAUGGUGAACGUGCGACUAUUCUUGGUGGAGUUAACGGCAUCACAAGUGUUUGUUAAAAUACUCAAACGACCAAGCAAAGAGAGAAGGCUUUUGACCAUUGAGUUUUUCAUCACUAAUUGUCAUGUUACUGAUCAUUACAGAUUUGCGAAUCAUUACAAAAAGGUGUUAAAUUCAGAUUGUAAGAGGUGUGGACUUGAAGCUAAUAUAUCUUAUCCAGGGUGGCCAAAUUUCUUCUAAAGCUGCGGAGAGCAUCAAGACAACUUAAACAUUUUUAUAAAAAGUUUCAAAUCAAGAAAUUCCGAAUGAAGAAUGGGUACAAUACUCAAAACGAUUUUCCCAAUAUCAUAGAAAUUCUGGAGGGAUUUGAUGUGCAGAGAACAUUAAUGGCUUUUUCCAUUGAAUUUUUCAAGAGGUGCCUAGACCAGGAUAAAAUGACAGCCAGCGAUGCAUUUGCAAUUCAGCUCAUGCAGGUAUGAAUGUUUUUGUGGGAAGUAAAAUGAAAGUCUAUUGGUCAUUUGAGUCAAUCCAUGUUGACGAAGAAAUGUCUGUUUACUUUAUACAACAUUAUUUCAAUAUCUCCUGUUCGUAAUGAAUUCAAUGACACAAAUCGAAUGAUUUUCUCACUGCACAUUCUAUUGCAUUUGUGCUUUUAUAGAAAGAUAUUGGCUGCACAAAAAUUGUGCACUUGGGAACUGCACAUUCAAUUGCAUUUGUGCUUUUAUAGAAACAUAUUGGCUGCAGAAAAAUUGUGCACUUGGGACUUAGAGACGUGAAAAUUGCCCUUAAAUUCUAUUUCUGGAUGUGUUCUUGUCCUUCAUGUAUUGGAACCUUAAGUUUUUAGCUAUGAAAGAACCAUUGGAAAAUGUAAAUGUGGUUUUAUACCAUUUUUAGAACUAGGUUACCCGAGUAUAUAUAUUUCAAUAUAUGACUUUAAUUUUAAAUGAAGAACUAGAUUUUUUAGUCACAAUCAGGUGAAUAAUUUUGUAUAUAUCCCUAAAUUUUGAAUGCAGGUCCCACAUAUUAUAGAGAAGGUUGUCAUUAUGUACCGGCACUUCUAUCUCUUGCCCAUUCCUACUCUCUUCUUAAGAAAGACACAAGUGCACGAGAGGAGAUGCCAAGGAGGCAGACUAAAGAUGUGAUGGUUCAAUUGCUAGUGGGAAUAUUGUGGCGUGACUUGUUUUCAAAGCAAGUCAGUGGCGGAUUAGAACUAUUUUAAGUCCUUAUUCAUCUUAUUGUGGACGAAUUUGUAUUCCUAUUUUUCAACCGCCUUUUUUACUCCUAUUUUUAGUCCUUAUUAUGGACUUUCAUAUCAUGCAAUGUAAAUGAGAGUAGCAGUAUAUGUAAUAUAGAAAGAGGUUUUGAUGUAAAACAUUGUUUUGUAUAUUAGUCUUGACUUGGAUUUAUUUCACAUUCUUAAAUGAAAUGGUCGGAAAAGACAUGUUCCUAAGCCAA
Messenger RNA from Corylus avellana, 2958 nucleotides. The record is from RefSeq and is a predicted model, not a curated record. NCBI's taxonomy places the organism in Eukaryota, Viridiplantae, Streptophyta, Magnoliopsida, Fagales, Betulaceae.